Messenger RNA from Oncorhynchus masou masou (cherry salmon), 3321 nucleotides. It is a transcript of the gene ttll6, whose product is annotated as tubulin tyrosine ligase-like family, member 6. Lineage: Eukaryota; Metazoa; Chordata; Actinopteri; Salmoniformes; Salmonidae. Bases 140 to 2185 code for a protein of 681 amino acids. Gene Ontology annotation, biological process: microtubule cytoskeleton organization; protein polyglutamylation. Gene Ontology annotation, cellular component: cilium. The record is from RefSeq and is a predicted model, not a curated record. The transcript has 13 exons. Gene Ontology annotation, molecular function: tubulin binding; tubulin-glutamic acid ligase activity.
AUGACUGUGGAUCAAUAUCGUCAACUGCAAAUAUGAAAGUGUGCGACGUGCUGCUCGCAGAUAUGGCCUUUGGGAAGCAGUGGAGGGCGAGGACUGGACUCUCUUCUGGACAGACUGCUCUGUCUCACUGGACAGAGUUAUGGACAUGAAGCGCUACCAGAAGAUCAACCAUUUUCCAGGGAUGAGUGAGAUUUGUAGAAAGGAUCUUCUGGCUCGAAACAUGAACCGCAUGCUAAAGCUCUUCCCCAAAGACUACAAUAUCUUUCCCCGAACAUGGUGCCUACCAGCAGAUUAUAGUGACUUCCAAGCUUACACCAGGUCCAAGAAACACAAGACUUACAUCUGUAAGCCAGACUCCGGUUGCCAAGGGCGAGGCAUCUUACUCACCAAGUCCAGCAAAGACAUUCGGCCGGGGGAACACAUGAUCUGCCAGGUGUAUGUCUCCCGGCCAUUCGUUAUUGACGGCUUCAAGUUUGACCUGCGUAUCUAUGUGCUGGUGACCUCCUGUGACCCCUUCCGCAUCUUCCUGUACAACGAGGGGUUGGCUCGCUUCUGCACUACCCAAUACAACGAGCCCAGCAAUGGCAACGUGGAUGAUGUUUGCAUGCAUCUGACCAACUAUGCCAUCAACAAGCACAGUGAGAACUUUGUCCGUGAUGAUGACACUGGCAGCAAACGGAAGCUGUCCACCUUGAACAAGCACCUGGAGGCCAUGUGUUACGACACAGAGAAGAUGUGGUUGGACAUUGAGGACGUGAUUAUUAAGACGCUCAUCUCUGCCCACCCCAUCCUCAAACACAACUACCACACCUGUUUCCCCAACCACGCUGCCGGCAGCGCCUGCUUUGAGAUCCUUGGCUUUGAUGUGCUACUAGACCAUCGACUCAGGCCCUGGCUGCUGGAGGUGAACCACUCCCCCAGUUUCACUACUGAUUCGCGGUUGGACCGGGAGGUGAAGGAUAGCCUGCUGUAUGACACCCUUGUCCUUAUAAACCUGGGUGCCUGUGACCGCCGUAAGAUCACUGAGGAGGAGAAGCGCAGGGUGAAGGAGAGGCUGCAGCAGAACCGCUCCAGAGAGGCUAGGAGUGAGGAACUGCGUCAGUCCCAGGCAGCCAGUGUAGAGCAGAUGCGGAGGUAUGAAGCCAAACACCUGGGUGGCUUCCGUGGGAUCUACCCCCGCGAGGGAGGAGAGAAGUAUGAGAAGUACUUCAAACACAGCAGCUCCCUGUUUCAGGAGACUGCCGCCUCUAAGGCCAGGGAGGAGUGUGCCAGGCAGCAGCUGCAGGAGCUGCGUCUGAAGCAGGAGCAGAAGGAGAGGGAGCAGAACGGGAGCCGUAGACGAGACUUGCAGGGGGAGUCUGCAGGAGAGAGGGCCAAACCACACAGAGUACAAGUUCGUCAGACCAACUCCCAACAGGUUACUCUCCUGACCAUGCCCCUCCUGCCUACUGCUACCAAUGGUUCCCCUACGGUGCAGGACCUCUCUGAUGAGGAGGUGGAGAGGGUGAGUGGACUGCUCCAACGGGAGAGUCUACUAAGGGACCUCGGGGUGGUGGACCAGAUCUAUAAGCUGUUGCAGGGGAGAGGCCAGUCCAUGCCUAAUGGCAUUACACCCCCUCGCGAGCAGAAUGAGCUGCCCCUACACAGACAUGAACGAGCCAAUAAGUUGGACUCCCUGACUGAGUUCUCCUGGAGACCGAAGCGUCACUGUACUGUGAUCCAACACCAGUUGCCUCCAGGGACCAAGCCCUGCCGUCAGUACGUCCAUUCCCAGCUGCUGCAGCAGCGCUGGCCCUGGCCCAGUCUGGACAGGGGGCCCACUCAUACUGAGUCUGCCUGCCUUCAAUACUACACCCCAGAGGACCACGUCCUAGAGACGGUCCGCCGGCCGCCAGGGGACCUGAGGAGGACCAACAGUGCCCAGCGUAUCCCAUGGACAAUCAAUGGUGCUCGCCAGGGCAGUAUGAGCUCGUCUUAUGCAGAGUCCAAGGCCCGGGCCACAGUGUCAAACAUCUCCCAGCUCACCCCUGGACGGCUUCACUGCACCCCCAUGUCCUCUGACCCCAAGGCCCUCCAGAGCCUGUUUGUCAUCUCCACCCCAGCCCUACUGAUCCAGAGGCCCGAGUUCCCCCACCCCAUCCGCAAACCCUUGCGCAAAGUCCCCCAGCACGGACAAGGGCGCUAGGGAGCAGGGACGUUUACCAGUUCAGCCAUAGUGCCAUAAACCACGAGCGGGGCAGAGUGAACAAGCUUUCCUGGCAAAACUGUACACAAGUUGUCCCCGAAAUCCUCUCCCUAUACUGUGUACAUUUCUUCACUUUUACAUCAUCAAAAUGAAAUUCAUUUCUACAUUAGCACUGAGCUACUGAGAAUUAAUUGAAGAGAAAUGGAGAAUAGAUAAAUAGAAUAGGUCUUAUUGUGAAAAUAUUGAAGCAGUGGUGCCUAUCGUGACUUAGGUAUUGUGUGGUACUUGGUAGGAAGACGUGUCAUCUCAUAUGUCCAAGCAAACACUGUGGCUUUUACAGAAUUGAAUGUAAGUGAAUACUAUCUGUGUCUUAUCAAAUAUCUUGGGUUGUUAAAUAUCACUAUAACCACUGAGCCAAUGGUGAAAACACGUUUUAUUUUAAAUAAUUCUGGAAAUCUGGAUGUUUUACUCAGUAAUGUGAAGGGAAGAUGUGACCAUGUAGGCAUAUAGCAAAUUUGUAUGACUUUGAUGUUGAUGACUUUGCUAUUAUGCUUUAUUAUCAUAUUGAUUUUUGUUUAGCUAAGCAGGAAAUUCAAAUUUUGCAAUGGGAACCAUAAUCAAUCAUGUGUGCCAAACCUUAGAAGAAAAGCUCAGGAUACUGAAAUGAUCACCAAGCUGGACUAACAAAUACUCCUCACAUUUCACUGACUUUAAUUGCAAAUUUACCCACAGUAUUUUCAUAUGGUUAUUUUAGAUUUGGGAUGGGGUGUACAUUUACUUAUUGAGCAUUAUUUUAUUUGAGUUGGUGAGAAAUAUAGACAAAUGCCUUCAGAGAUGAUAUGCGUUGAUCAUUGCUCAUGUAGAAAUGAGGAUAUUUGUUCAAUUCAGGAUUAUAUUGAUAAUAGUACUAGGCAUAUUAUCAAUAUAUACUCCAUAUGAAUAAUCAAAUAGUUUCCUAAUUUAUGUAAAUUAUUUGGAAAUCUUAGAUUUGCACAUUUGGAGGCCUACAAAUUAUGAGUGAAAUCUUUGGAAAUGCAAACUAAUAUUUCAAUGAAAAUGUAAGUAUAUUUUCUUUAACAAUGAUCUUGUUUGAUUUUUUUUUUUUUUUCAUCAAGCUCAUAAACAUUGUCGGCCUA